AUGUUGGGGAGCUGUCAGAGGGGUGGCGCCCCCCUCCUCUCCACCACAGGGGAGCUGUCAGAGGGGUGGCUCCCCCCUCCUCUCCACCACAGGGGAGCUGUCAGAGGGGUGGCGCCCCCCUCCUCUCCACCACAGGGGAGCUGUCAGAGGGGUGGCGCCCCCCUCCUCUCCACCACAGGGGAGCUGUCAGAGGGGUGGCGCCCCCCUCCUCUCCACCACAGGGGAGUUGUCAGAGGGGUGGCGCCCCCUCCUCUCCACCACAGGGGAGUUGUCAGAGGGGUGGCGCCCCCUCACCACAGGGUAGGGGGUGGCGCCCCUGCUCUCCACCACAGGGUAGGUCAGAGGGGUGGCGCCCCCUCUCCACCACAGGGUAGUUGUCAGAGGGGUGGCUCCCCCUCCUCUCCACCACAGGGGGGAGUUGUCAGAGGGGUGGCGCCCCCCUCCUCUCCACCACAGGGGAGUUGUCAGAGGGGUGGCGCCCCCCUCCUCUCCACCACAGGGGAGUUGUCAGAGGGGUGGCGCCCCCCUCCUCUCCACCACAGGGGAGUUGUCAGAGGGGUGGCGCCCCCCUCCUCUCCACCACAGGGGAGUUGUCAGAGGGGUGGCACCCCCUCCUCUCCACCACAGGGGAGUUGUCAGAGGGGUGGCACCCCCUCCUCUCCACCACAGGGGAGUUGUCAGAGGGGUGGCUCCCCCCUCCUCUCCACCACAGGGGAGUUGUCAGAGGGGUGGCGCCCCCCUCCUCUCCACCACAGGGGAGUUGUCAGAGGGGUGGCACCCCCUCCUCUCCACCACAGGGGAGUUGUCAGAGGGGUGGCACCCCCUCCUCUCCACCACAGGGGAGUUGUCAGAGGGGUGGCACCCCCCUCCUCUCCACCACAGGGGAGUUGUCAGAGGGGUGGCACCCCCUCCUCUCCACCACAGGGGAGUUGUCAGAGGGGUGGCACCCCCUCCUCUCCACCACAGGGGAGUUGUCAGAGGGGUGGCACCCCCUCCUCUCCACCACAGGGGAGUUGUCAGAGGGGUGGCUCCCCCUCCUCUCCACCACAGGGGAGUUGUCAGAGGGGUGGCUCCCCCCUCCUCUCCACCACAGGGUAG
Molecule: messenger RNA, 1098 nt
Organism: Oncorhynchus nerka (sockeye salmon)
Lineage: Eukaryota; Metazoa; Chordata; Actinopteri; Salmoniformes; Salmonidae
Product: proline-rich protein 2-like
Exons: 2
Coding region: 1-1098 (365 amino acids)
Source: RefSeq, a predicted model, not a curated record